This is a messenger RNA of Staurois parvus, 290 nucleotides long. Lineage: Eukaryota; Metazoa; Chordata; Amphibia; Anura; Ranidae. The record is from the annotation of a GenBank genome assembly.
UGUGGCAGUAAGUGAUGACAUCAUCAUGAUCUCACAACCUGCUCUUCUAGUGCCUGCAGAUGUAUGUCAGUGUUGGUGUUCUUUGCAUGUGUGUGGGCUGGGCUGCCUGCUGUCACAGUGUUUUAUCUCCCCCCAUUGCCUGGGGAAUUCCAGCCUGGGAUCUGUCAGAGUGUGGAUCCAUCAUCCUCCACUCACUGCAACUGUCACCCUGCCACUGCCUGCCACAGAUACAGUCCGUCCGUGACACUGAUUUUGUCUUUAAUAUUGGUGCUGGUGGCAUCUUAUGGCAC